Hyla sarda is the source of this 471-nucleotide messenger RNA. RefSeq names its product unconventional myosin-XVIIIa-like. The annotation marks the transcript as partial. The transcript is spliced from 4 exons. Lineage: Eukaryota; Metazoa; Chordata; Amphibia; Anura; Hylidae. The record is from RefSeq and is a predicted model, not a curated record.
ACGUGUCUUUUCUUUCUGCAGGAGGAGAUACAACAGUUGAAAAGCAGGGUGGACAAAGUGGAAAAAGAGAGGAAUGAGCUGCGACUGAACAACGACCGCCUGGAGAGCAGGAUCACAGAACUGAAUUCUGAGCUCGCAGACGAGAGAAACACCGGAGAAUCUGCCUCCCAGCUACUGGAGACAGAGACUUCCGAGAGGCUGCGUGUAGAAAAAGACAUGAAGGAUCUGCAGGCUAAAUAUGAUGCACUUAAAAAGCAGUUGGAAUCCAUGGAAGUAGAGGUGAUGGAAGCCCGACUGAUCCGCGCAGCAGAGCUAAAUGGAGAGAUGGAUGAUGAUGAUUCUGGAGGGGAGUGGCGGCUCAAGUACGAGCGAUCUGUACGUGAGAUUGACUUCACAAAGAAACGGAUGCAGCAGGAGUUUGAGGAUAAACUGGAGGUGGAACAGCAGAGCAAGAGACAGCUGGAACGCAGA